Messenger RNA from Histoplasma capsulatum G186AR, 1014 nucleotides. RefSeq names its product CaaX protease. NCBI's taxonomy places the organism in Eukaryota, Fungi, Ascomycota, Eurotiomycetes, Onygenales, Ajellomycetaceae. The transcript is spliced from 4 exons. Gene Ontology annotation, biological process: CAAX-box protein processing. Gene Ontology annotation, cellular component: endoplasmic reticulum membrane. Gene Ontology annotation, molecular function: metalloendopeptidase activity. The coding region runs from base 1 to 1014 and encodes 337 amino acids. The record is from RefSeq and is a predicted model, not a curated record.
AUGGCACCCACGGGGUUUAUGGACAUGUUGAAAAGCCUAUAUAGCGAAGAUGAAAAACCGGCGCCUGUGCUUUCGAUUUACACAGCUGUUAUUCUUUCAGUUGUCUUCACCCUGUUAUACGUUAUCCCUUUCUAUCUUUCUUCGUCAACUAGUCCAUCACCUACUUUGAGUAGGGAUUCACCAUCAGUGAUUAAGGCUCGUGUUCGAGCUGUAACAACAUCAUGUUUUCUCUCAAGUCUGGGAAUAUUCUGCUUUUUUGUCUUUAAAGCCAACUAUUCACCAGCUGAAGCACUGCGGUUAUUGGGAUGGUGGCCAAUUGGGCCCUUGGAGAUUGCAAAAAGUUUCCUAUUGACAGCACUGCUAUUUAUGGGCCCAUUAUUUGAGGCUGGGAUUGUGGAGGGUGAGUGGAAGGAUUGGAUUCGUGGUCGCCGUGUAGCAGAAACACUUGGGGGAUGGAUAGGCUGGAGAAACUUUGUUGCUGGUCCCAUCACGGAGGAAGUCAUCUUCCGCUCAAUAAUUAUUCCACUCCACUUGCUAACUGAUCUCUCUCCUACCCAAAUUGUGCUUGUCGCCCCACUCUACUUCGGAAUUGCUCACAUGCACCAUUUCUAUGAGUUCAGACUUACCCACCCCCACACCAGUUUUACCGCCUCCAUUGCUAGAACUGUCUUUCAGUUUGGAUACACCACUAUAUUUGGCUGGUAUGCCACUUUCCUAUACCUUCGGACCGGCUCAUUGCCGGCUGUGAUUCUUGUCCAUGCAUUUUGCAACUACUGUGGACUACCCCGUCUCUGGGGACGGGUGGAAGCGCGGGAGUCUUCGAUCCCAAUCAUCACCAGGGGCAAGGAGGAUGCAGUCAGGGGAACCAACUCCACCUCACAUAGAUCAUUAAAUAUCGGAUGGACUGUAGCCUAUUACAUUAUCUUGGUUGUUGGAGCUCUUGCCUUUCACUCUCAGCUGUGGAGAUUGACAGAGUCACCCCAUGAGUUGGUGUCUUUCACUCCUCCUGCUUAA